Molecule: messenger RNA, 903 nt
Organism: Ciona intestinalis (vase tunicate)
Lineage: Eukaryota; Metazoa; Chordata; Ascidiacea; Phlebobranchia; Cionidae
Source: RefSeq, a predicted model, not a curated record
AUGUUGUCUAACUUGUUUUCUCUGCUUCUGUUUUGUUUGUGUUUAUCUGUGUAUGGAAACAACAAACACGAUGGUAGUAUCAAGCAUGAUGAUCCAAUGUUGAACACUGAGACACCAAACUACAAAGAAUAUUGUGUUAUUGGUGCUGGACCUGGUGGACUUCAAAUCGCUUAUUUCCUUGAGAAUGCUGGCAGAGAUUAUCGUGUAUUCGAAAAAGGUUACAAAGCUGGUACAUUUUACUUGAAGUACCCAAUACACAGAAAGCUGAUCAGCAUCAACAAGAGGAACACAGAUAGAAGCAACAAGGAAUUCAACUUUAGACACGACUGGAAUUCACUUGUCAGUCAUGAUGAAUCGUUGCAGAUGACCAAAUACUCAAAUGACUUUUUCCCACCAGCAGAUGUGCUUGUCCAAUACUUGAAUGAUUAUGCCACAAAACUGAACCUGAAAGUUCAAUACAACUCAACCAUGCAUGAUAUCUUGAAACGAAAAGAUGGUUUAUUCCAAAUGUGGGAUCAACAUAACAAUGCAUAUACUUGUAAAUACAUGAUUGUGGCAACUGGAAUAGCAAAGCCGAAUAUACCUGCAAUACCAGGUAGCGAACUUCUUGUUGGAUAUGAGGAUUUGUCAAUUGAUCUUCCCAAGUUUAGGAACCAAAGUAUUUUGAUUGUUGGGAGAGGCAAUGCUGGUCAUGAGACUGCUCAGCAUAUUUAUGGAGUAACAAGCAGUGUUCACAUGAUGUCAAGGUCCAGAAACAAGUUGUCAUGGGCGACGCAUUACGUUGGGGAUCUCCGUGGUGUAAAUAAUGCAUUGCUUGAUACCUUCCAACUUAACGCUCUAGAUACUUUGUUAGAAGUUCUUAAGAAAAAGAGAAAAAAAUUAAGAGUACCUGUAUACAACUGA